AUGUGGGAGAGUGUGGGCGAGGAAGGUAGGACGGUGGAGUGCAUUAGCCCGAGGCUGAUGAAGGUGCGCCUGCAAAUUGGCCGCACCUGCGGAGUAACUUUCGUGGUGGGGUACGCCCCUACGGAAACUGCCCGCAACACCGCGGGCGGUGAUGUCAAUGCCAAGGACUCCUUCUGGACUGCUCUCGACGCAGAGAUCCGGGAGGUCCAUAGCCGUGACCAUCUCGUGGUACUAAUGGACGCCAACGCACGUACUGGCAGGAGGCGAGACGGAUGCUGCGAUGCCAAGAUUAUGGGCGCGUACGGACGCGACAUUAUGAACAACAACGGGGAACGACUUCUCGGACUGGCAGCAGACAACCGACUCUCCCUGAUCAACACCUACUUCCGGACACCGAAAGGAGGAGUGCAGCAUACGUUCCAGAGCUCCAACAAGGGGAAGGAGAAGUACCGCCUCGACUUCAUCCUCAUGCGACAGACGGACCGGCGUUUCGUGCGUAAUGUCUCCGUCAAAAGUGUCGCUUUCAAAGACGCUGACCACAACCUGGUGCAUACGACUGUCCGCUCCCCCCCCCGUGUCGCACCCAACCGACGAACGCGGGGAAACAGCGGAAGCAGCCGGAUCCGUAUCGACCUCGAACGGUUGAGGAAGGAUGUGCACCUACGGGCCGUCUUCCAAGACAGGGCUCUCAACCGCCCUCCGCCCACGGCCCUCAGCAGGCCAACGGGAGAGACCGCCGCCGAGCUCACCGCUGUGGUGAUGUCGGCCGCUGCGGAGAUCGCGCCGCUGGCGAGGAGCGCACGAGGGAAGGGAGGCUGGUACACGAGCGAAGCGCAGCACGAGAUCUCUGACGCGUCGAAGGAGAUUAAGGCGGCCCAGCAGCAACUGCGCGGGGCCUCAAAGAACAGCGCCUGCGAGGCGACCCUGAAGGCGAUGCUCAAGGCGGCGCGGAAGAAGCGCAGCAUCGCGAGGUGGAGAGCACUGGAAACGUUCUUCGAGGGCUGUGUACGGCAGCUCGAGAAGAAGAGCCGCGAGGGGGAUCAGGCGGGUUUCUACAGGCACCUGAAGAUGAUCGACGUCGAAGGUAAGAGGUCGUUCACCUCUCAGAACAUCAAGGACGAGGACGGCAAGACGGAGAUCAUGUGCAUGCUGCCGAAAGGGAUCGAGGAACGCCCGUUCACGGUCAGCGCCGCCGGCCAGACGUACAAGCAGACAGAUCGGUUUGUGUACCUCGGACGUACCAUCUCCGCGGACGGGAAGGCCGACCGGGAGAUCACGAGCCGCAGCUACCGAGCGUGGAAGUGCUACCGCCGGAACAGUGCUUCGAUGUACGACAGGCGACGGGCCAACUGCCAGGUCAAGAUCCGGCUACUCCAGGCUGAAGUGGUGGAGACUCUCCUUUACGGGUGCGCCUCGUGGAGCCUAACAGCGGAGCACUACACGAAGCUCAAUGGGACCCACCGCCAGUUCCUUACACGGUGCAUCGGCUGGAGCAAGCGGAAACGCUCAGACCGCCCCCUGUCCUAUGCCCAGGCCCUCAUCCAGGCAGGCUGCGAGGAAAACAUCGAGGCCACCAUGCGCAAACGGAGACUGCGUUUGGCGGGCUUUGUUAUGCCCAUGGAGGACAGCCGCCUCCCCAAGCGCAUGCUGCCAGGAGCGAUGGCGGGGGGCGUGGGAUACCGGGGCUGGCAGGAGAGCGACUGGGUGUCUCGUCUAGGAGAGGACCUCGUGGCCUUCAACAUGGGAGACGAAAAGGAAGGGGGUAAAUGGAAAGAGAGCGCCAAGGAUCCGGAGGUGUGGGACAACAAGGUCGAGGACGGGGCGGCAUGGUUCAUGAGGAAAUGGCACAGGCAGGAGGCGGAAGUGUCCGCGAAGCGCCACCGCGCGUGGGAAGCAGAAGCAGAGAGUACGGCCAUCUCAGGACCGAAGAGAAAGAGAGCCGGGGAAGCGGCGGUGGGGGGGGAGAAACGGCGACCGGGCACUGCUGUAGAAGCGAGUAGGGCGGCCGAGGCAGCACUUGUGGCGAACUAUGUACCCGGCUGA
Ectocarpus sp. CCAP 1310/34 is the source of this 2043-nucleotide messenger RNA. Lineage: Eukaryota; Phaeophyceae; Ectocarpales; Ectocarpaceae. The record is from the annotation of a GenBank genome assembly.